AUGAACAAUGACAUCCAACAAUCCACUUUAACUCCUGGAGAACUGCAAAAUACCUUACAAUCAGCCAUUGAUGCUUGUCGCUCUAACUUGGGAGGGAUUAACAAUCAAGCUAUGGUCCAAAUUGUCAAAGAAAAUCAGCCGAGUUACUGCGACAUUAUUCCUGGUCAUUUAUUAUACUAUGUUGGAACUUCACAAGAGGUUAAAAUUUACGUUCCAAUAAAUGCUGUUACCUCGACAAAUCUAUUUCAAACACAUAGUGCUCAACUGAAUCGUUUUUUGAACGUAUUAAAACGACUUGCAGAAGUUUUUCAACUCGCAUCAGAAGUUAUUCAUAUAUUCUAUGACACUAAUUCAAGUUCGGUUGCGUUUAACAGUAAGGGAGCAUUGUUCUUCAAUCUAAAAUUUUUCCUAAAAUCACAUGAUGAUGAGUGUGAAAUUGGGAACACUGGUAAUGCCAUGACUUACUGGUUUUUGACAUUUUGUCAUGAAUUGGCACACAAUAUUAUUUUUGUUCAUAAUUCUAAACAUGAAGUAAGUAUCUUUUAG
Molecule: messenger RNA, 546 nt
Organism: Funneliformis mosseae
Lineage: Eukaryota; Fungi; Glomeromycota; Glomeromycetes; Glomerales; Glomeraceae
Source: the annotation of a GenBank genome assembly